UGGGUUGUCUUCAUCCUGUGUGUGGGUCCCCAGUAACCAAAUGACCACAGAAAUGUCAUGAAAGGGCCAUCUAUGUCCAAGGGAGGCACUUCUCACCACCACCAUGACAAUAAAGAUGGAGUGGAUUAUGAAACUGUGGCGUUCCCUCCCUGGAGUGACAAGGGAGAAAGCCCCCCAUGACUGAUUGGCCCAAGGCUGGGUGUGAGAUUUCUCCAGGUCCCUUCAGCUCUGAUAUUCCACAGGCCUAAAUUUACAAAAGGGUCUUGAUCUUUUCCAGUCAAAAUUCCACUUAAUCAGAGACACACCUAAAGUUUUAAAUUCCCCUGCAGAGAAAAUCACUGUGUGGCAUAGAAAACCACCUACAUAAUGGUUUCUGUUUCUCCCUCCUAAUUAACUUCCCUUUUCUCCCUUAGGAAGACAAAAGCCCUUUCUCCUGAUUCACCGGAAAAACUCUUACCACCAUCAUCCCUGUGAGGAGGUUCCCAUAGUCUCAGGAACUGAAGCCUUUAGACAAUCAGGGACCCCUAGAAUAAGAACAUACUAGAAGCCCCUUGUGUUAGGACUGGAGAAAACUGUAUCCAGCUGAGCAGACCUGUACAUGACGAGGGAAAAGACCUCAGAAACCUGCCAACGACCUCCGUGCUCCGCGUGUGCUUUGAGCCAACACCCAUCCCCAGCUGGUGUACGACUUCCCCUGAUACCAAAUAACCCCCUCCAUCCAGCGCCUCACAGCAGCUCCCGCGCGGCAACCCUCAGGCCUUUUUCAAGGAUCAUGGGAGACCAUCUUGACCUUCUCUUAGGAAUGGUGCUCAUGGCUAGUCCUGCACUUGGAAUUUCUUCCUGCUUCUUCGAUGGUCAGAGGGCCUUAUAUCGUUUCUGCAACCUCACCCAAGUCCCCCAGGUUCCCAACACCACCAAGAACCUCCUGCUUAGCUUCAACUAUAUCAGGAUGGUCACAACAGCAUCAUUCCCCUUCCUGGAGCAACUGCAGCUGCUGGAGCUUGGGACUCAGUUUACCCCCUUGACCAUUGACAAAGAAGCCUUCCGAAAUCUGCCCAAUCUCAGAAUCUUGGACCUUGGCCAAAGUCAGAUAGACUUCUUGCAUCCAGAUGCUUUUCAGGAACUGCCCCAUCUCUCUGAACUUCGACUCUUUUACUGUGGUCUCUCCGAUGCUAUAUUAAAAGAUGGUUAUUUCAGAAAUUUGGGGUCUUUGACUCGCCUGGACCUAUCCAAAAAUCAGAUUCAGAGUCUUUACCUUCAUCCUUCAUUCUGGGAAUUGAAUUCCUUGAAAUCCAUUGAUCUCUCCCUCAACCAAAUACCGAUUGUAUGUGAGCAGGAGCUCAAACCUCUCCAAGGGAAAACACUCUCCUUGUUAAGCCUUGCUGAUAAUACCCUGUACAGCAGGAUCUCCAUGGACUGGGGGAAGUGUCUGAACCCAUUCAGAAACAUGGUCCUGGAAACCCUAGACGUUUCUGGCAAUGGCUGGACAGUGGACAUCACAAGAAACUUCAGCAAUGCCAUCAAUGGAAGCCAGAUUUUCUCUUUGGUUCUUACCCAUCACAUUAUGGGUUCUUCAUUUGGCUUCACCAAUUUGAAAGAUCCUGACCAGCACACUUUUGCCGGCCUGGCCAGAAGCUCAGUGAUACAGCUGGACCUCUCACAUGGGUUUAUCUUCUCCUUGAACUUCCGACUCUUUGAGACGCUCGAGGAGUUGAAGGUUCUGAACCUUGCCUACAACAAGAUAAACAAUAUUCAAGACCAAGCAUUUUAUGGACUCGACAACCUCCAAGUUCUCAAUUUAUCAUAUAACCUUCUAGGGGAAUUGUAUAAUUCUAAUUUCUAUGGACUACCUAAGGUAGCCUAUAUCGAUCUGCAGAAGAAUCACAUCGGGAUCAUUCAGGACCAAACAUUCAGAUCCCUGAAAAAAUUGGAUACCUUGGAUCUCCGGGACAAUGCUCUUAAAACUAUUUCUUUUCUUCCAAGCAUAUCUACUAUCUUCUUGGGUGGCAAUAAACUGGUCACUUUGCCAAACAUCCCACUUACUGCUAACUUCAUCCACUUAUCAGAGAAUAGGCUAGAAAAUCUGGAUAAUCUCUACUUCCUUCUCCGGGUACGUCACCUCCAGAUUCUCAUUUUAAAUGAAAAUCGCUUUUCCUCUUGUAACCAAGACCAUGCCCCUUCGGAGAAUCUCAGCUUAGAACAGCUUUUCCUUAGAGAAAAUAUGUUACAGCUCGCCUGGGAAGCCGGGUUCUGUUGGAAUGUUUUUAAGGGGCUUUCCCAUCUCCGAGUCCUGUAUUUGGAUAAAAACUACCUGAAUUUCCUUCCACCAGGAGUAUUUCAUUAUCUGACUGCACUGAGGGGACUCAGCCUCAGGGACAACAGGCUGACCGUUCUUUCUCCUAGCGACCUACCUGCUAAUUUAGAGGUCCUGGAUGUAUCCAGAAACCAGCUCCUCUCUCCUGAUCCUGAUUUAUUUGCGUCGCUGAGUGCCGUGGACCUAACUCAUAACAAGUUCAUCUGCGAGUGUGAACUUAGCACUUUUAUCAGUUGGCUCAAUCAAACCAACGUCACAAUAUUUGGGUCUCCAGCAGACAUAUACUGCAUGUACCCGAGCUCGAUGGCUGGGGCUUCCCUCUACUCUCUUUCCACAGAAGGUUGUGAUGAAGAGGAAGUUUUAAAGUCCCUAAAGUUUUCCCUUUACAUCUUCUUCACUGUCACUUUGACUGUGUUCCUUGUGGCCAUUCUCAUCAUUACGAAGUUCCGGGGGUUUUGUUUCAUCUGUUAUAAGAAAGCCCAGAGACGGCUGUUCAGGGGCCCCAGCAACGAAAGAGAAUCAGAUACGUACAAAUAUGAUGCCUAUUUGUGCUUCAGUAACAAAGACUUUGAAUGGGUGCAGAAUGCUUUGCUCAAACACCUGGACACCCAGUACAGCGACCAAAACAGAUUUAAUCUGUGCUUUGAAGAAAGAGACUUUGUGCCUGGGGAAAACCACAUCGCCAACAUCCAGGAUGCCGUGUGGAGCAGCAGAAAGAUUAUCUGUCUCGUGAGCAGACACUUCCUUAGAGAUGGGUGGUGCCUCGAAGCCUUCAGUUAUGCACAGAGCAGGUGCUUAGCUGACCUCAAUAGCGCCCUCAUCAUGGUCGUGGUGGGGUCCCUGUCCCAGUACCAGCUGAUGAAGCAUCAGUCCAUCAGAGGAUUCGUCCAGAAACAGCAGUACUUGAGGUGGCCUGAGGAUCUCCAGGAUGUUGGCUGGUUUCUCAAUAAACUGUCUCAACGCAUUCUAAAGAAAGAAAAGGAAAGGAAGAAAGACAAUGACAUUCAGUUGCAAAGUGUAACCACCAUCUCCUAGUCAGAGGAGCACUUUUCCACUUAUCUGAAGCCACAAGUAACUCUUCACCUUUUAUUUUCACUAAGUUACCAUUUGGGGGUCCUUUAUGGAGUUGUUGUUUUCCUACAGUGAAGACCACAUAAAUCUCUUGAUUUUCAUUGCAACCUGACGUUUUGUCUCACUGACCUCCAAAUGGAAAGUAAUAGAUCUGGAAAAUUGCAGCUGGUUCCUGCUCUACAUUGAUUUCCUUUCAGAUCCAGUAACUCUGUUCUCUCCUGUUGCAUGGAUGACAGGAUAUAUCCUGGUCGUGGGAACGGCACAUUGGGAGAAGUUACAGGUGGCUGACACCCUUUCUCCAGCGUUCAGUCCCGGAAGGGGUUGGACAAUGAUUCUGAAGGCUCUGUGCCCAGCAGAACAACACUAAGUAGAAAACAAGCAGAAAAAGAGGCGUUUCCUGCUAUUUCUAUGGGAACAAUGCCAUUGCUCCCCACAGGUCAUGCCCAGUCUCAGGGAUAAGAGGUGGCCCCAGAGAAGCUGGGAUGAGAAUAACUAGAUCUCUUAGGGCCAUAUUGCUCCCCUUCUUCUUACCUUUUGGGUCUAACCCUAGUGGGCUAUGAACAUCCUUUUUGGCUGCGACGUUUAUUUCGGACUGGCUUUCAAGAACCUCCGUGAGUUAGCACCAAACUAUUUCAGCUUUAUUUCCCCCCAUAUCUCAUUUAUCAACCACUCAGAGUGUUGCAGAAAGAACUUGGACUUGGACCCAGAACCUGGUUUGAGUUUGGAUUCUGCUGCUCAUGAGCUGUGUGACCUUGAGCACGCUGCACACCCUCUCUGGGCCUGUUUUCUCGUCUGCAGGCAUGAUCAUCUCUACCUCACAGAGUUGCCAUGAAAGUUAAAUCGACCAGGAAUGUCAGGGCAUCUCAGAUCUUAUCCUUAGCUCCCCUAAUGGCCAUGAGAGGGUACCCACACCGUGGGGCCUUCUGGAGGCAGUCGUAUUUUUUUAUCUUGAAAUCUAUAGGUAUUCUGUAUUUUUCCAUGUUUAUUUUAAUAUAAAGAUGUCUUUCUGCAAAAGCAUUAAGAAAAUUUAAACCAAGGAAGGUGUGCCAAAGUUACCCCCAGUUUCCCAAACAGCCUCCUCCAAAUCCAACCCAGCUUGGCACUCAGUACUUCACACAUCACUCACUUCCUCUCACUGUGCCCGCCCCUAAUCCUAACCCCAACACACACACACACACACUUGCACACACACGUGCACACACACACUAGCUGUUGUCAUCCCAACUUCUUGGGGCCCCUCUGAUCCAUGAGACUGAGCUUGUCCUGCUCCCAUGGUUCUUUAUUCUUCGACCACUGCUUGCACCCAUUAGCAUUGCUCUUAUGCACACCAUCACCCCCAAGCUGCCCUUUCCUUCUGGAAUGUUCUCCCAUCACUGCAAUCCAUCCUACAUGUUCUUCAAAAUCCAGCCCACCAAGCCUCCUUGGAUGCCUCCAACCCAAACCCUGUCUGCCUUUUGUGCAAACUCUUAGCGCUGUAUCCGUUCUUUUAAAACAAGCCCUUCCUGCUUCCUGCUUCCUCUGAGAGUUGUGAGCCUGUCUGGCCACUCACCCCUCUGGACUAUAAGCUUCAUGAGGAAAGAUCCUUUCUUCCACGUCCCACCCUCGCUGGCCGUGACAGAUCACAUAUGGUUUCCAGGCCACAUGAGACUUUCCCACCUACACCUGUCCAUGCUUCUUCCUCCCCCUAGAAUUCCUUCUCCCGAUACCCACCCCCGCCCCACAUCUGCCUGGUGAAUUUCCUAGCACCACUGAUCAUUCCUUGUAACCCCACAGAUUUCUGUCGCUGAUACAUAACUUUGUGUUGUGCCAAUGUGUGUAUGGACAUGCAGAGGCUAUCUAGACUGUGACCCCUGAUGGCAGGGACCUCGUCUUGUCAUCUUUGCAUCCUGAACCCAGGAUGCUGCCUGGCCCAUAGUAUGUGCUUAAUAAAUGCCUGGUGAAUGGAUGA
Hippopotamus amphibius kiboko is the source of this 5333-nucleotide messenger RNA. RefSeq names its product toll like receptor 5 (gene TLR5). NCBI's taxonomy places the organism in Eukaryota, Metazoa, Chordata, Mammalia, Artiodactyla, Hippopotamidae. The record is from RefSeq and is a predicted model, not a curated record. Gene Ontology annotation, cellular component: membrane. Gene Ontology annotation, biological process: inflammatory response; immune response; toll-like receptor signaling pathway. Bases 599 to 3349 code for a protein of 916 amino acids. Gene Ontology annotation, molecular function: protein binding; transmembrane signaling receptor activity. The transcript is spliced from 3 exons.